CGCGGGGCUUGUUGCAACAGCUGAUGGUCUCCUCUGAGUUUCAAGAACUAUUUCUGGUACAUUAGCUGGGAUCAAGGCUCUCUGGUUCAGGCCAUAAAAGGCCCGUCCUAUGUGGAGUUGCCUCACUGCUUCUGACAGCGCCCUCAGAGGCUGAAGCGUCCUCAGGUUUCACGUGGAUUUACCCAGUAAUGGAUGGCCACACCAGGGCCAGAUUGGGGAACUUCAGCCUCAAGGACACCCAGGGACUGACAACUUCAAAAAGAAGAUCCUUUUUAAUAUUAUUUUGGCCAUCUUUUUUCCGAGAAACUUUUGGGAUGCGGCCUUCACCUAUUUACUGCCUUUGGCCCCCGAACACCUUUUGGAAAGCACCGUUCUAAAUUUAUCCUGUUCUGAAUCAUUGCUUCUGGUAGAUGCAGUUGCCUUGUUUGCCUUGUGAUAGUUGAUUUUGUAUAGUGUUCCUUGGGCUAACCUUUUGAUAUUUGACUUUUUGUUUAGAAUUUGAAAGCAGUAUUCAUUGACAGGAGAGUCAAAGAAAAUACUUGAGAACAGCCAAAGCCGGAUCAGAGGAUAUCACAUAUUUUGUUUUACUUUUUUAAUUAGGAAAAUAAGGAAUGACAGUGUGAUUUUUUUUCCCCCUUUAAUUUAGAGGAACAAGGAUUAUACAGAGAUUUGAAAUUUCAACCAGAAAAACUUAAGCCUCAUUGGAGUCCCACUUCAAAGAGAAGUUCCAAGCUUUCAGAAAGAGUUCCUGCUUGACGAAAAAGAACAGCUUGCUAACCACAGAAGAGAAAUUGAUGCUAAGCUUUUGUCUGCACUUCCUAAAGGAAAUAUACGCUGAAGAGUUUAGAGUUGCAGAAUUAAGAAAAAUCUUUGAACCAAAGAGAAAAGAAUUUUUAGAAAUGAAAAGAAAAGAAAGAAUUGCCAGGCGCUUAGAAGGAAUUGAAACGGACACACAGCCCAUCCUCUUGCAGAGCUGUCCCGGAUUAGUGACUCAUCGGCUGCUGGAGGAAGACACGCCCAGAUACAUGCGAGCCUCAGACCCUGCCAGCCCCCACAUCGGCAGAUCAAACGAAGAGGAAGAAACUUCUGACUCUUCGUCAGAGAAGCAGGUGCGGCCUAAACCCUGCCCAGAAACCUCAGUCCGUGGUGACUCUUCCUAUGGCUCGGGUGCCAUGGACCCCCAGGGUCUUGAGUCCAAAGCAGAAAGAAUUGCAAGGUACAAGGCAGAGAGGAGACGGCAGCUGGCCGAGAAAUACGGGCUCACUCUGGAUCCUGCAGCCGACUCAGAAUCUCUCUUUCGGUACACCAAGCCCAGGAAGGCCCCUGAUGCUGCUGAGGAAAGGGGAGGGAAAGGUGAUAGACAGGCGGGAUCCAGCAGAGAUGCAAGCUCUGCCUCCUCCAGGGCCUGCAUGGCUGAACCCAAAGACUAUGUCCUCCGCGGGAGUGAUGGGGUGUCCGACACAGAGGAGCUGCUCAACGUGGAAAACCAAAGUCGAGGUCAAGAGCUGAGUGCCACUGAGCAGGCUCAUGACCUGCCCCCCGAGGUGGAAAGUUCCUCAUCCUUCCCAUUCUCCAGGCGGGACUGCGCCUUCGGUGAAGUGCCAAGGUCCCCAAAGCACCUGCAUGGUGUGCCCCUCUCCUCACCUCGGCUGCCACCCUCCCCGAGCCACUCAGCCUGCGACCCGGCCUGCCCCCAGGAGGUACGGUCCAGAACAGGGCAACCCAAACACGAGUGGUUUCUCCAGAAAGAUUCCGAAGGGGACACACCUUCACUUAUCAACUGGCCUUCCAGAGUUAAAGUUAGAGAAAAAUUGGUGAAAGAGGAGAGUGCUCGCAACAGCCCUGAACUGGCCACAGAGUCCUUAACACAGAGGAGACAGCAGCCAGGGCCAGACCGUUACAUAUCCUUUCCAUCAGAAAAAACAGCCUUCGAUAGGGUCCUGAGCAAGGCAGCCAGCUCUGCACGACAGCCAAUCCGUGGCUAUGUCCAACAAGCAGAUCCCAUUCACACCGCCAAGCUGGUGCCCUCAGAUAUCCCAGAAAAUGUAUCUGAGUGCAGCUGGGUGGAAUCAGCCACCCAGAAUGUCAUAAAGCCUCCCACCUUGAAGGUUCUAGAAGGUGAAAGAAGGGAUACCCCAGUUCUCCAUAUUUGUGAAUCGAAAGCAGAAGAAGAUGUACUCUUGGCCGAAGCUCUCGAGAAAAGCAGGGAAACACUUUUGGCUUUGGAGGACCACGGGCUUGCGAGAAGUCGCAAAGACCCCUCUGAAAAUGAAGCCUUUGGUAAGCCUGCAGUUAGCACAGUUACCUUAGAGCUUCAGAAGGAAGCAGAGAGCCUGCCACCCCCACCCCCGGCUCAGCACCAGCCCAUGGAGCAAAUGGGCAGGAGAGAGAUGGUGGUGCAUGUGCAGAAUGAGCCUGUGUCCCCAGAUACCAGGGUGACAGGUCACAAGAAGGAAGCACCUGUGAGGAGGCGCAAGGUCCUCACACGGUCCCUGUCUGACUACACGGGCCCACCUCAGCUCCAGGCCCUAAAGUGCAAGGAUGCAGCUUUAAAGCAAGAGCCCGAGCCUCAGAUUGCCAAAGCCGAAGGGCCCCACUCAGAAGUUGGCAUGCUGGACACAAAGGUCUCUGUCGCCCAGCUGCGAAAUGCGUUUCUGGAAUCUGCCAGUGCCAUCAAGAAACCCGAACUCCAAUCACGGGUUGAAAGGUCAACCGAAGGCGUAGGCUUGCCUACCAAUGUGGAACAGGAGAGAGGGUCCCGGAAACCAAGACGCUAUUUUUCUCCUGGUGAAAGUAGAAAAACUUCUGAGAGAUUUAGAACUCAGCCCAUUACCUCAGCAGAACGAAAGGAAUCAGAUAGGUCCACUUCAAAUUCAGAAGUGCCAACUGCUGAGGAUGAAGAAAAGGUAGAUGAGCGAGCCAAACUGAGCGUUGCCGCCAAGAGGCUGCUUUUCAGGGAAAUGGAAAAAUCAUUUGAUGAGAAAAACGUUCCAAAGCGACGCUCAAGAAAUGCGGCCGUGGAGCAGAGGCUGCGGCGUCUGCAGGACAGAUCCCACACCCAGCCGGUUACCACUGAGGAAGUAGUCAUCGCAGCCACUGAACCUAUCUCUGCCUCAUGCUCUGUGACCACCAACCCUGUAAUGACAAGACUUCCUAGUCCCACUGUAGCUAAGAGCACUGUGCAGCCUGCCAGAUUGCAGGCAUCUGCUCACCAAAAGGCUUUAGCCAUAGAACAGGCAAAUGAGGGCAAAGAUACUGCUGAGCGAGGUGAACCUGAUUCCAGCACUCUAAGCUUAGCAGAGAAACUGGCCUUGUUUAACAAGCUGUCCCAGCCAGUCUCAAAAGCGAUUUCUACCCGAAACAGAAUAGAUGUGAGACAGAGGAGAAUGAAUGCUCGCUAUCAAACUCAGCCAGUCACGCUUGGAGAAGUGGAACAGGUGCAAAGUGGAAAGCGCAUUCCUUUCUCACCUACUGUGAGCACGUCUGUGUCCAUGGUGGCAUCUCUAGUUGCUCCAGUAUAUGCCGGGGAUCUUCGGACAAAGCCACCCAUGGGUGAUGGCACAAGUGCCACUGACUAUAAGUUUCCCUCUUCUAUAGAAAAUUUGGACUCUCCCAUUAAAAGCAUUCUGAAAACCCCAGCCUGGCAGCCUUCAGGAGAGGGUAGUGGGAGCAAAGGAAUGUUGAGAGAAUCUGGAGAGCCAGAAAGCAAGAGAGUCUUGACAGGUGAAGACGGUGGAGUUAUGAAGUAUGGGUCCUUUGAGGAAGCAGAGCUGCCAUCCUACUCCGUCCUGAACAGAGUCUGGGAAAGAGAUAGCCUUCAAGAACCCAAAUAUGCUGUCCUGAGAAAGGGAAGCCUGGAACUAGCCAACCCUCUCAUUGCCCAUCUUGGGGAUGAGCGACAGGAAUUUUCCAUUGCUAGAAGCACUGCACGAGGGAGCCCAGACCUGAAGGACAGGCAGCCCUUUCAAGAGAAGGUGGGCAUGGAGAAUGUCAUUCAAAGGAAGUUUUCACUAAGAGCAGCAGAGGUCGGGGAGCCCACUUUGGAGCAGUUGGGCUCAGCUGCUGGGGAAACUACUGCUCAAACUGCAACUCCAGUGUCCUGGAAGCAGCAGGGCCCUCCCGAACAACCACAGGAGAAGCACCCCAAGAACCCAUGUACCGUGUUCGCUGCCGGGGAGAUGAGAGCACCGACCAUGGAGGGUGAUUCGCCCAGCAAAACCAUGUCAAUUAAAGAAAGAUUAGCACUGUUGAAGAAGAGCGGUGAGGAAGAUUGGAAAAAUAGACUUUCCAGAAAGCAGGAGUAUGGCAAAGCGUCUGUCACUAGCAGCCUGCACAUACAAGAAGUGGAACAGUCGCUCAAGAAGAAGGAAGAAGGAGGACUUACAGAUGAUAGUGCCAUUUCUAAUCUGCUCUGGGAACCUGUAUAUGCUUCUACUUAUUCUCCUGCUAUACCUGCUGCCCAUAAAUACCUGUCUUUUGUAUCUAUUAAUCAGCGGGUCACGGAAAGUCGAGAGAGCCAAAUGAGUAUCGAAGAGAGGAAGCAUCUCAUCACCGGGAGAGAGGAAGCAUGGAAGGCAAAAGGCAAAGGAGCGGCCAACGAUUCCACCCAGUUCACUGUGGCCGGCAGAAUGGUGAAGAAAGGUCUGGCAUCACCCACAGCCAUAACUCCAGUAGCGUCCCCUCUUGGCAGUAAAGCAAGAGGCACGACACCAGUUUCCAAACCCCUGGAAGAUAUCGAAGCCAGACCAGACAUGCAAUUAGAAUCAGACCUGAAGUUGGACAGGCUGGAAACCUUUCUAAGAAGGCUGAAUAACAAAGUUGGUGGAAUGCAAGAAACAGUCCUCACUGUCACCGGUAAAUCUGUUAAAGAGGUGAUGAAGUUGGACGAUGACGAGACCUUUGCAAAAUUUUACCGCAGCAUGGAUUAUACUGUACCCAGAAGCCCUGUGGAGCUAGAUGAGGACUUUGAUGUACUUUUCGAUCCUUAUGCCCCCAAGCUGACAUCCUCUGUGGCCGAGCACAAGCGAUCAGUCAGGCCCAAGCGCCGGGUCCAGGCUUCCAAAAACCCCCUGAAAAUGCUGGCAGCAAGAGAGGACCUCCUUCAGGAAUACACUGAGCAGAGAUUAAACGUUGCCUUCAUGGAGUCAAAGCGUAUGAAAGUUGAAAAGAUGUCCUCCAACUCCAACUUCUCAGAAGUCACUCUGGCAGGUUUAGCCAGUAAAGAAAACUUCAGCAACGUCAGCCUGCGGAGUGUCAACCUGACAGAACAGAAUUCUAACAACAGUGCCGUGCCCUACAAGAAGCUGAUGUUGGUACAGAUUAAAGGAAGAAGACAUGUGCAGACAAGACUUGUGGAACCUCGAGCUUCAUCACUCAACAGUGGGGACUGCUUCCUGCUGCUCUGUCCCCAUUACUGCUUCCUGUGGUCAGGGGAAUUUGCAAAUGUCAUAGAAAAAGCGAAGGCCUCAGAACUUGCAACUUUAAUUCAGACAAAGAGGGAACUUGGUUGUAGAGCUACUUAUGUCCAGACUAUCGAAGAAGGGAUUAAUACACACACUCAUGCAGCCAAAGACUUCUGGAAACUUCUGGGUGGCCAAACCAGUUACCAAUCUGCUGGAGACCCAAAAGAAGACGAACUGUAUGAGACAGCCAUAAUAGAAACAAACUGCAUUUACCGUCUGAUGGAUGACAAACUUGUUCCUGAUGACGACUACUGGGGGAGGAUCCCAAAGUGCUCCCUUCUGCAAUCAAAAGAGGUACUGGUGUUUGAUUUUGGUAGUGAAGUUUAUGUGUGGCAUGGAAAAGAAGUCACGUUAGCACAACGGAAAAUAGCAUUUCAGCUGGCAAAGCACUUAUGGAAUGGAACCUUUGACUAUGAGAACUGUGACAUCAACCCAUUGGAUCCCGGAGAAUGCAAUCCGCUUAUUCCCAGGAAAGGACAGGGGCGGCCUGACUGGGCAAUAUUUGGGAGACUUACAGAACACAAUGAGACUAUUCUGUUCAAAGAGAAAUUUCUCGAUUGGACUGAACUGAAGAGACCUAAUGAGAAGACUGCCUGCGACCUUGCCCAGCAGAAGGAAUUCCGGGAAGAGCCAAGGGCAGAAGUCAAGCCAUAUGAUGUGACGCUGAUGGUGCCAGUGCCCCAGACAAUAAGCAGCACUGUGCUGGAUGGGGUGAAUGUUGGCCGCGGCCACGGCCUGGUGGAAGGGGACGACAGGAGGCAAUUUGAGAUCACCAGCGUCUCUGUGGAUGUCUGGCAUAUCCUUGAAUUUGACUACAGCAGGCUUCCCAAACAGAGCAUCGGGCAGUUCCAUGAGGGGGACGCCUAUGUGGUCAAGUGGAAGUACAUGGUGAGCACCACAGUGGGAAGUCGACAGAAGGGAGAGCAUCCAAUUCGGGUGGCUGGCAAAGAGAAGUGUGUCUACUUCUUCUGGCAAGGCCGGCAGUCAGCUGUGAGUGAGAAGGGCACGUCAGCCCUCAUGACGGUGGAGCUGGAUGAGGAGAGGGGGGCCCAGGUCCAAGUACUUCAGGGAAAGGAGCCCCCCUGUUUUCUGCAGUGCUUCCAGGGGGGUAUGGUGGUCCACGCCGGGAGGAGGGAAGAGGAGGAAGAAAAUGCACAGAGCGAGUGGAGGCUGUACUGUGUACGUGGAGAAGUGCCCGUCGAAGGAAACUUGCUGGAAGUGGCCUGUCACUGCAGUAGUUUGAGGUCCAGGACUUCCAUGGUUGUGCUCAAUGUAAAUAAAGCCCUCAUCUACUUGUGGCAUGGAUGCAAAGCCCAGGCCCACACGAAGGAAGUUGGAAGGACUGCCGCAAAUAAAAUCAAAGAACAAUGUCCCCUGGAGGCAGGGCUGCACAGCAGCAGCAAAGUGACAAUACAUGAGUGUGACGAAGGAUCCGAGCCCCUGGGUUUCUGGGAUGCGUUGGGAAGGCGAGACAGGAAAGCCUAUGACUGCAUGCUGCAAGAUCCUGGAAAUUUUAACUUCACACCCCGCCUGUUCAUCCUCAGCAGCUCCUCUGGCGAUUUCUCAGCCACGGAGUUCAUGUAUCCUGCCCGAGACGCCUCUGUGGUUAACUCAAUGCCCUUCCUGCAGGAAGAUCUGUACAGUGCACCACAGCCAGCACUUUUCCUAGUUGACAAUCACCAUGAGGUGUACCUCUGGCAAGGCUGGUGGCCCAUUGAGAACAAGAUCGCUGGCUCUGCCCGCAUCCGCUGGGCCUCCGACCGCAAGAGCGCCAUGGAGACGGUGCUCCAGUACUGCAAAGGAAAAAAUAUCAAGAAGCCGCCCCCCAAGUCUUACCUUAUUCACGCUGGCCUGGAACCCCUGACAUUCACCAAUAUGUUUCCCAGCUGGGAGCACAGGGAGGACAUUGCCGAAAUCACAGAAAUGGAUACAGAAGUUUCUAAUCAGAUCACACUCGUGGAAGAUGUCUUAGCAAAGCUGUGUAAAACCGUUUACCCACUGGCUGAACUCUUCGCCAGGCCACUGCCCGAGGGAGUUGAUCCUUUAAAGCUUGAGAUUUAUCUCACUGAUGAAGACUUUGAGUUUGCACUAGAUAUGACCAGAGAGGAAUACAAUGCACUGCCCGCCUGGAAGCAGGUGAACCUGAAGAAAGCAAAAGGUCUGUUCUGAGUUGGGGAGAUGCUGGUGGUACCGUGUCAUUGCUUUCAAUACCACUGGACCAGAAAAAUGGAUAUUUCUUUGGAUUGGUAUUUGAAAAAAUAGUUUUGAAUCAAGAGUUUUCAAAACCUGAAGCUGUUAGCUCUACUGUUUGUCCUGGGGUUGUGUAUUUUGUAAAUGUUUAAGAGCCCUAUUUGGAAUUCCCUUUCCACGACUCAGCAGGUAUGUUAAGAAAAGUAUCCUUACAUGCACUUGGGCAGCGCUUCCUCAGCAGCUGCUAGGAGCACAGCCCUCCUGUUCCCGUGCCGCCUUUUUGGAAGCAGUUCUCUUUAUAAAGUGUUAUUUUGAUAGUUUGUGGAUUCUAAGAUAUAUAUAUAUAUUUAUAUAAACACCAUAUAAAUCAAAUAUGUAUUUAACAAAGCAAUAUGUAUUCAUUCACUUUGAAGACUUUUUUUCAGUGUCAAAAUAGUACUAAAAGGUAGAUAGAGUUGCUUCUACGGAAUGAGUUCUGCCACCGAUAUGUAUCCUCACACGUGUUCAGAAAUGUCUCCUCUAGCGUGAGGUCUGACUUCUUCUGAGUGCUGCCUCGGUGCUACAGUGAGCAAAGAUUUGUACUUCCUGGCAUGGGCUGGGAAGCAUUUGUGCAAAUCCACCUCUCUACCUAUUUCCCCAAAAUGUAUAGUGCCUUGUUUUUAUGUACAGUUUAUAUACAGAAAAGUUUGCUCUGCAUUUUUUUGAUGACAGUUUGGAACAUUAUCUACAAUUUUACUCUAAAAUAGUAGAAAUAAAAAACAUCUCAAUUUCUAAUACCUGUCAUAAACAUUAAACGUGUCAUUUUGCAAUAUUGGACUCCAAAAUAAAAGCUUCAGAAUAAACACCACUGAUUGGUUCA
Messenger RNA from Manis pentadactyla (Chinese pangolin), 8511 nucleotides. It is a transcript of the gene SVIL, whose product is annotated as supervillin. The record is from RefSeq and is a predicted model, not a curated record. Gene Ontology annotation, biological process: barbed-end actin filament capping; actin filament severing; cytoskeleton organization. Lineage: Eukaryota; Metazoa; Chordata; Mammalia; Pholidota; Manidae. The coding region runs from base 795 to 7631 and encodes 2278 amino acids. The transcript has 41 exons. Gene Ontology annotation, molecular function: actin filament binding; phosphatidylinositol-4,5-bisphosphate binding. Gene Ontology annotation, cellular component: actin cytoskeleton; cytoplasm.